Molecule: messenger RNA, 2589 nt
Organism: Chara braunii
Lineage: Eukaryota; Viridiplantae; Streptophyta; Charophyceae; Charales; Characeae
Source: the annotation of a GenBank genome assembly
CCACAGCCUCGACGACGUGGUUCAGACGCACAACCAGGCGUUUGAUCAACUCAACAGCCGCCUCCAGCAGUUGGAGCAACGACCCGUCGCCGCCCCCGAUGCCAGCACCUCCAACACCUCUGAUCGCCUCAAUGCAUUGGAGAUCAACUUUGAAACCCUCAAGGACGACGCGCAGCACCGCCACGCAACAGCUGGAGCAGCGGAUUUGUGCUACCACCACCACACCGAGUUCGGCACCGCGCGAGAUGACUCCAAAGUUCGAUGGUCAGGAGAUCUUCUGCGAUUCGACGAAGACGGACCCGAUUCCGUGGUUCCGCAAGUUCGAGCUCAAGUUGCGGCUACACCACGUCAGCGAGGACAAGCAUCACGUGUACUUAUACUCUCGGUGGGGGGGUGCGUGCCAAGCAUGCUUGGACAAUCUCUUGUACCGGGUGGUAGCUGCCGACUUGUACAACAAGAUCAGUUGGGAUGAUCUAAAGGCGGCGUGGCAUAAGCGGUUCCAAGUAGAGCCGCCAGAGAUCAAGGCAAUGGACAAAUUGCUGACCUUCGAACAAGGCACGUUGCUGAGUGUUGACUGGAUUGCCGAGUACCAAUGCUUGACAUCCGUCUCAAACAUCCAAAUGGGCUUCAAGGCCGCCAAACACUACUCCAUCACGAGGUCGUGUCCGGCGUCGAGCAAUGCCUUGACUCACGUCGAGGACACCCUGACGACAAUGGCAGAGCUCUUCGACAAGGCCGUGCAGAUCAUUGUCACAAACAAGGAGGCUAAGAACCUCAACCGUUCGUCUGCGACAGGCCCGAGUAGAGAUCAGCAUCGGCUGAAAGUGGUCGUGGUCGUGGCGGCAAGCCAACCGACCAAUCUAGCGAGGCCUUGUCUGCGAAUGAAGGAGGCAGACUCUCAGCCACCCGAGAUGGUGGCCGCCCCAGCAAAGGUCGAGGACGCGGCGAGACGAAGACAAACAUCGCAUCUAUCCCCGGGCCCGGCGCGGCAGCUCCAGCCCUAUGGUCCCACUACGGUCUCUCCGAACGUGCGUACAAGCUACGCACGAGAUUCCGCUAUUGUUUGUGGUGUAACGGCGGUCUCCACGACACAGUGGGCUGCCCGUCGAAAGGCAAAGGCAAAUCGGGAAACUGACCACCCAUUAUGCGCUCAUCUUCACACGUAUCUAUCCUUUUAUGCACCACCAACUUCGCCGAUGGGGGACGAAGCUGCGGUGGGGGACAUCCUUGCGUAUGUUACCGAGGUGGCCCGCGAGUUUCGCGAGCAGCGGUACGAUGACAACAACGCACCGCUCCUCUAUGUCCACAUCCAAGUUGGGCAAGCGUCCUACAGCGCUUUGCUGGAUAGCAGCGCGUCUCGCAAUUUCAUGAACCAAGCCUUUAUGCAAAGGGUUGGCCUUGGCGCACAAGUUCGGAGGAAGGCAAACCCGACGGCAAUCAAGUUGGCGAACGGAAGGACGCAACAACUUAUCGAUCGUUACAUCGAGGCCGUACCGGUGUAUUUCGCACCUCAUGCAUGCGAACCGGUGACAUUCGACAUUUUGGACACCGACUUCGAUAUCGUUUUGGGAAUGCCUUGGCUUGCAAGUGCGGAUCACACGGUCAACUUCAACCAGCGGACUCUUACCGUUCGGGACGCCGUCGGCGCCGCAUUGUCCUGUACUAUUCCUCUUCCGCACUUUGAUCCGAUGCCAAGUGGUGACGGCCAAGUCUUCACCGACAUCUUCGAGUCACCUACCGGUGUGGUGCCGGAUCGGCCGAUCUCUCACGAGACCAUUUUUGAGGCCGGUGCAGUGCCGCCGAUAGGUUGCAUUUACCGCAUGAGCGAGGAAGAGCUUACGGUCCUCCACGCGCAACUCGAUGACUUGUUGGACAAGGGUUGGAUCCGCCCUAGUAGCUCCCCAUAUGGAGCGCCAGUUCUCUUUCUAUGGAAGAAGAACAACGAUCUACGAUUGUGCAUCGACUACCGCAAGCUCAACGUGCAAACCGUCAAGAAUGUGGGGCCUCUUCCUCGUAUUGACGAUCUCCUUGAGCGUUCAGGUGGCGCGAAGUUCUUUUCUAAGUUGGAUUUGAAGUUGGGAUAUCAUGAGAUUUCGAUCCGGCCGAAUGAUCGCUAUAAAUCCGCAUUCAAGACGCGGUAUGGGCAUUUUGAGUGGGUGGUUAUGCCUUUUGGCCUCACCAAUGCCCCGGUGACCUUUCAAGCGGCAAUGACCAACGAGUUUCGUGCGAUGUUGGACCGGUUCGUGUUGGUCUACUUAGAAGACAUUCUCGUCUAUAGCAGGACAUUGGAGGGUCAUCUAGAGCACCUUCAACGAGUGUUGGAAACGCUCCGCCGCGCCAAGUACAAUGCCAACCGCGCCAAGUGUGAAUUUGUCUGGCAAGAGUUGGAAUACUUGGGCCAUUUUGUCACACUGAAGGGCAUCAAACCGUUGUCGGACAAGAUUCAAGGCAAGCCCGUAUCUUCGGCUCCACACCGUACCCGCGUCCAGGUUUCACCUUCAGAUCGUCAGCUUCACCCUCGACCCGGCUUGACUUCAUAAGGAGGGGGGGGUGUUACAUGUUGCGCCUGCAGACGAGGGCCAUUUUCAG